Mytilus californianus (California mussel) is the source of this 3857-nucleotide messenger RNA. RefSeq lists its product as uncharacterized. The record is from RefSeq and is a predicted model, not a curated record. The transcript has 7 exons. Bases 195 to 2156 code for a protein of 653 amino acids. Lineage: Eukaryota; Metazoa; Mollusca; Bivalvia; Mytilida; Mytilidae. Gene Ontology annotation, biological process: signal transduction. Gene Ontology annotation, molecular function: protein binding.
CUUUUAUCCACCUGCCCGUCAUACAUCAGCUAGGGUAGCGGAAUCUGCCGAGUUCAGUGGUCAGUGGAGUUUCUAUUUAUGAUCUUCAGAACUGAUAAUGUUUGUACGACAUAGGCCUAAUAUGUCAUUUAUUAACAAUUAUUCUACAGAUGUAAAUAUCAACAAGUUUAAAAGCGAAAGUUGAAGUUGCAGACAUGGCGGAAUUGCAACCAAUACUUAAUAAAUACAUUCCGGACCUUCGAGGAAAUAUAAGGGUAGAUGACAUUCUGUAUCUAGUGAAUUUCCCGUCUUCGGGGACAGAAGAAAUAACUCGCUAUCUAGAGUCAGACAACAAAGAUGACAUUGCUAGAUUUAUAGAAGUAAUUGGGAGAAUCGAUGAUAAUAACAAUAACUUGCAUUUUUCCGUAAGCUUUUUGAAAUGUUUACAAAAUUCGAAAGCUUCAGGUAUACAUAUAACUGCAGAGCAAAUGAUAUCUGAAGCCGAAAAAGUUUUUCCUAAAAUCAGAGAACAUUUUCUACCACCAUCAUUGACGAAAUCGGGAACAAAACAAUCUGAAACUUCAUGCAAUUAUCUUCGAGAUGACAUUGCAAACGUUAGACCGUCAACUUCAACCCCGCGAAGUUCUACACAAGCGGAUAUUGGGAUUACAUCUUCACAUGGUGAAUUGAAAAUUCUAACGACCAUAAAUGGACAGCCUCGCAGUCAAAACAGCAGACACUCUGUAACUCAAAAUGAAAUUGGCCUUUUUUGUGCUGGAAAGGAAAUAGAAGACAUCCCAAAUGAGCUCUUCCUGCAGUUAGUCAUGGAACUAAACAAAGACAAACAGUGGGAAAAAUUUGGGAACAAAAUGGGUUUGAAAAGAAAAGAAAUGAAAGAAUUCGAAAAGUCGGAAGACCCAGCUAAAAUGCUUUUAGACUACGUUGGUGAUAGAACACUUGGAGAACUUGUUUAUACCUUUCAGGCCGCAGGGAUCCCCGAAAUACCACAGAAGCUAAACAUUUCUUUGAAGGAAGAGCCGACUGGUACAAAACUGCGUUCACUGGAAAACGAAGAACAUGGGAAAUUGGAAAAGUUCCUAAAUGAAAAUAAAAGAUGGGAAUUACUGGCCAAUAAAUUACAGUUAAAAAGAAGACAAGUAGCAAAAUUAGAAAGAAAAGAUAAUCCAGCAAAAUCUAUUCUUGAUGACCAUCGGCAUUUGACGACAGAACAGUUGUAUAUUAAAAUGCAAGACGCAGGCCUACACUUUGAUUCUGCUAAUGAAAAUCCAACAACAAAUGUACAUUGGUCAGAUGGCUUACCCACACAAAGAUUAAGAUAUAUAAAUAAUUUAGAUGAAGAAAUUAAAACACAAGAAGAAGAACAGUUACCCCUAAAUAUAACAGAGAGUAUAAGCGAAAGCAUAACUGACAAUACAAACAGUAAUAAACUUUUUCCGUCUUUUGAAUCAUCAAGUGUCUUGUCUACAGGAAGAUUUGAAGUAAGAGAUGGUUCAUUCGGAGAACAUAGCAUUACGUAUCUUAAAAAUGUUGCAAGUCAAGAACGGACAGAAUUAUUAGAACCGAAUAGAGAUGUGUUGCCUUUAAUCGUUCUGUCUAAUGUAGACUUAGAUAACCGUGGAGGUGCUGAUUCUCCAGAAAAUACAGAAACCAUUCCAGUAAGUGAGCAUUUGGAUAAUGGACAACAUAUGUCACAAGUAUCAGUUAUUGUUUCUAGUGAGAAGCCUAUUGUUACAUGUCCAGAAGAUGAAACGCAGUCUGAGAAGAACCCUGAAAUGGCUACUACCACUUCGCUAAAUGAUGCCGAUGCUCAAUAUCGUACAGACGAAUUUCGAGAUAUACAAAACAGCGUUCCAUAUACAUCAGAAAACCAUUGUUCUAGGGUUGAUAAUCCGGUAAAUGAAGCUAAAAAUGACGAACAUCCAGAAAAGGCAGCACAAAUUCUGAGUUCUAGGAAAAAGGAGACAACACGUACUGCCAUUACAGCCACAAACCUCAGCUCGCCUUCCGAUACGAAUGAUUCUGAAGAGAAGAAUCCGGAACAAGAAUGUGCUGCGUUGAUUAAUGAUGGCACUGCACAAAUAGUGGGAACAGGUUACAGGGACUUACAGAACAGUUUACCAGACAGUUUAUCGAGUGAUGAGAUGGAAGAAAAUUAAAAGUUUCUUUUAAAAGUCUCAUUUUGGAGUACUUUUAAUGAAGAUUGUGCAUACAUUUUGGUUAAAGAUUCAGUAUCUACUAUUUCCACCAAACAACUUCGUAUUUGCAUGUGCUGACCUAUGCUUUUCAAGACGAUCUAUGUCAUUGCUCGUGGCGUCAGUAUACAUUCUUGUCUUAUUAAGGAACUCUGGCCUAACAGAAGACAGUAGUAAUAUUUUUAUUUGUCCUAUAGAUACGUUCCUAUUAGAAUCGAAAAUGACAUGAACCAUUAUUUUUAUUCAUAUAGGUCUUACGGAAACUCAUCAUAGAUACCAGGAUUAACAUUUUGCACGACAGACGCGCGUUUCCUCCACAAAAGGACGCUAGAAUAAAAAAAUGUAAAAAGGCGAAAUAAAUUAAGAAUUUGAAGAGCAUUGAGGACCCGAAAUUUUGAAAGGUUUUGCCGAAUACAGCUAAGGUAAUCUAUUUUUACCUCAAGAAAUAAUUUUCGUAAUCAGGCUGUACCACCAGAUUACAUUUACGUAAAUCUACUCCUUAGUAAACGUUCAUGUCAAUUUGUUCGCAGGUGCAUACACAAUAUCACCAUCACAUUCCACCACGAUAUUUUUUUCUAUUUCAAGCAUUGUCACGGGAUUUAUUGCAUAUAAUGGAUUUGUAGGAUGCACUUGAAGACUUGACCGCCAUUAAUGUUGUAGAAACGCAACUGAAAGCUUGGAUAUCUGCAAAUUGCGACUCGAGAGUAAUAUAACAGAAUACUCCACUUUAUCAAUAGACAUUAUGGAUCUAUACGUCGAAGAUGUGAAGCUGUCGAGACGAGGUCUUACCAGAUAUCGGGUCCUCAAAAUCUCAUUGCUUAUAGGAACUUUCAUCUGAGUCUCUGGAUUUUUGUACUCUUCAGAUUUCCAUAUUUCAAAGUGUUUGCUCUAUUGGAUGUUAACUUUUUAGUCCCCUACCGACGAAGUCGAAGCGGACUUUAGGUUUGCACUCCGUCUGUCUGUCUGUCUAUCUGUCUGUCCAUCUGUCAGUCCGGCAAAUCACUUUUCCAGACAUUUUUUCUUCGUGCUUGAAGAUAUUGAUUUGAUAUUUGGUUUAUUGUUUUAUCAUGAUAAGUUACAGGUCAAGUUUAAUUUUCACGAUUUUAGCUUUUCUCUUUGUUCAGUUAAAGCCCUUUCCCUAGAAUUAAAUUUUUGAUGAAAUACUUAUUAAUUAGUAGAUUUCUGUUCAAAGGGAAAUAACUCAUUUAAAAAAAAAAUUAAAAGACAAAAUGACAUUUUGGAUGUUUUCCUUGUCUUUGGUAAAUUGUUUAAAGAAUUUAGUGGAAGUUUGUUUGUCAUUCUUGAAGAUAUUGAUUUGAUAAUUAGUAUGUAGUUUUAUCAUGACAAGUUACAGAUCAAGUUGGAAUUUUGUUCCAGUCUGAUGAUUUUGUGCAGAGUUAUGGUUUUUGGACAUAGAAAAUUCACUUAAAUAAUCAGUUUUCAACAGUUUUUUUUCGUCAUGCUUGAAGAUUUUGACUUGAUAUUUGUAUGUAGUUUACACCAUGACAAGUAAUAGAUCAAGCUAGAAUUUCGUUCCAUUACAAUGAAUUUUAACCGGUAGGGGACUAUGUACUGCCAUGCAAUACUCACAAAAUGCUUGUUUUUAUAGUGAUUUAUUCAGUAUGAUUUAUUUGUAGUGUUGAAAAAAAAAUGUUGAUUUGAAAA